Penicillium subrubescens is the source of this 1718-nucleotide messenger RNA. RefSeq lists its product as uncharacterized. Bases 42 to 1424 code for a protein of 460 amino acids. Lineage: Eukaryota; Fungi; Ascomycota; Eurotiomycetes; Eurotiales; Aspergillaceae. Gene Ontology annotation, molecular function: O-methyltransferase activity. The record is from RefSeq and is a predicted model, not a curated record. The transcript has 3 exons.
GAUUAGUGUUCUCCGGAGAAUUUAGCGCCACCUUUCAUAGUAUGCUCCACUAUCUGUAUCAAUUUCUUACUCGUGUCAUGUCUCCCCUGAUCUCCAACGGCGUGCCCUCUCCAGUGUUGGAGGGCACCCAAGACCCUAAGUCACUGCCUGCUGGAAAGGAUGACCUUCUCAGCGAGCUGGCGAGUUCCAUUUCGUCGAAUGCUCAGAUCGUGAGCACUUUCCUACAGUCCGAGGGCUACAAUGCGCCUUCAUUCGGGCGCGAUGCUGCUUCAACAGUAGUUCCCGCAACCGCUCCUAGCGAGGUCCAGGCAGCACGCGAAGCGCUGCUGGAGGGAUCAAUGAAGAUGUUUCAGCUUGCAUCAGGACCUAGAGAGUACCUACCCAACCUCGCCGUGCAAUACCAAUAUCUUUCGUGUCUCCAUUGGUUGAUUCAUUUUGGUAUCUUCUCACGGGUUCCUUCCACCGGAUCAAUCACCUAUGCCGAGCUGGCGGCGGAUGCAGGCGUCCCCGAGCGAACAUUGAAGACAGUAGCACGUAUGAUCAUGACUAGUCAGGUCUUUUACGAGCCCCAGUCGGGAAGUAUCGCACACACGGCGGCAUCAGCGCAGUUCGUGACCAACCAGAGUUUGAACGACUGGGCUCAGUUCAUGUGUGAGGCCUCUGUACCGGCUGCCUUGAGUCUUGUGGCCGCUACUGAGCGAUGGCCGACCAGCCAGUCGCGAACCGAGACCGCCUAUAAUGUCGCUGCGGAUACCGACUUGCCAUUUUUCGAUCACUUGGCCACGCUACCCGAGCGGACCCGACAGUUUGCCGGAUACAUGAAGAAUGUCACCAGCAGUGAAGGCACCAAGCUGGACCACUUGCUUUCCGGCUUCAACUGGGCGGGCCUCGGAUCGGCCAAGAUUGUGGAUGUCGGUGGCUCAACUGGAAACGCAGGAAUGGCACUGGCCAAAGCAUUCCCAGAGCUGCAAAUCACUGUGCAGGAUCUCCCCGAGAAUGCCGCCGAGGGGGCCGCGACACUGAAACCCGAUCUGGCAUCGCGUGUCACUUUCCAGGGACACGAUUUCUUCCAGCCACAGCCAGUCAUCGGGGCUGACAUCUAUUUGCUGCGCAUGAUCCUGCACGAUUGGGCGAUACCCGAGGCGGUUCGCAUCUUGCAGCAACUAGUCCCGGCGAUGCGUCGGGGUUCGCGUAUCGUCAUCAUGGACUCCGUAUUGCCACGCCCGGGUUCAAUAGCCUCGACCAAGGAGCGCCUGCUACGGGUGCGUGAUUUGACCAUGCUGCAAGUGUUCAACAGCUGUGAGAGAGAUCUGGAUGACUGGACUCAGUUGCUGAGCCUAGCGGAUAAGCGUUUGCGACUCACGGAUGUGUCGCAGCCUCGGGGAAGUGUCAUGUCCCUUCUUACUGUCACUCUUGAUGAGUGAGUGCGUGGUUCUCCGGUUUCCUGUUUACAACAUGGCAAUAAUGCACGGGCAUCACAACCAUCUGAGCGCAGCUUAUUUGCAUUCUAGCGAUUGGUUCGUGUUGUAAAUAGUUGACUCGUUAGCCAACACAAUGAUAACGCACCGGCAGGGGUGGGGCGACGCGCUCUGGUUAUGUUUGUAUGGAAGGUCAUGUGAUCGUAUAUCUAGAGGUUACCUAUCACUCUUUCUUCAGUCUUGAUUAUUCUCCUUUACUUAGGACACAUGAGUUAAUGCAUUAUUACCAAUUUCUCUUAA